Messenger RNA from Ectocarpus siliculosus, 1133 nucleotides. The record is from the annotation of a GenBank genome assembly. Lineage: Eukaryota; Phaeophyceae; Ectocarpales; Ectocarpaceae.
AAGAUCGACUGGGAGGAAUGAUGUCUGCAUGUGGGCGUCAGUGGCUUCUCGGCCUGAUCUUGACGGUGGGGUCUUCCAUCAAGCCGUCAUCAGCUUGGGUCAUCGGCCCAACGGCAGCACGGUCACAUGUGACGCAUCGACAGCAGAGAGCUACCGCAACGGGCAGGAGCAGUGGCAGCAGCAUCACAACGAUGCGAGCGACUCCUUCCCCCGGUGGCGAUGACGAUACUGCUGGCAUUCCCGCGUCGAUGUCACGCGGAGAAUGGCUGCGAGUCGGUGCCAGCCUUGCAGCAAUGGCGCCGGUGUUUGCCCUCGGCAAGGAAGACGCGUCGGCAGCAACAUCAUCAGAUGUGACCGUGCUUGGAGCUGGUGGGAAGACCGGACGGGAGUGCGUGGAGUACCUCGCCUCGAAAGGGACAGGGGUGAGGGCGGUGGCGAGGAGCUUAACUAACAAAGAAGGGGAGCCAUUAGCCUUUACGACAACCAAGGGGAUUACGAUGGAGACGGCGGACGUCACUGUGCCCAGCUCGCUGCCCGGGGUCAUCAAAGGGGCGUCCGCUGUGAUCUUCGCUUCCUCGGCUAGCAAACAGGGAGGGUCGGCGAAGGCAGUUGACUACGAAGGUGUUGUGAACGUCGCUAAGGCUUGCCUGGAAGCGAAGGUGCCGCGGCUGGUUGUGGUGUCUUCAGGUGGCGUGGCUACCCCGGAGUCGUCCAUCUACAAGUUCCUCAACCUCUUCGGAGAGAUCAUGUCGUGGAAGAUACAGGGGGAGGAUCAGCUGCGGUCUAUGUACGCCGCGCAGGACGUAUGCCACUACACGAUCGUCAGGCCCGGCGGCCUUACGUUAGACCCUCCAAGGGGUGUCGGAGCCAUCGAGCUCAACCAGGGGGACACUAAGAGUGGCCGCAUCGCGCGGGCAGACGUGGCGCGCGUUUGCGUCGAGUCCAUCUACAGCCGGAACGCGGAGGACUGCACCCUGGAGUGCUACUACAAGGACACUGCCAAACCGCUUGCGGCCGUGGGUGUUUCCAACAUCCUGAAGCAGAAAACGGACGACACCGCAAAGUCUUUCGGUACCGAGAGCACCGGCGACACGUGGGACGCCCUGUUUUCCGGGUUGAAGCACGACGCAUAG